CGAUUCGCCGAAGAAUUCCAAGGAGCUCAUCAGAGCUCGCCUUCUCCGCUCUCAUCGUCAGAUCUCGCUCUCGCUCUCGUCCCAGAGCUCGAGCCGCUUCGCCAUGGCGGUUAGGGCUUCUCUCUUCUUCUUGUUUCUGCUUUUGUGCUCUCUCCUUGCUGCUGCUUUGUAUGAGGAUCAAGUCGGUAUUGCUGAUUGGCAUCAGAAGUACAUUGGGAAAACGAAGCAAGCGGUUUUUCACACACAAAAGGCUGGGAGGAAGCGGGUGGUGGUAGCUACUGAGGAGAAUGUCAUUGCCUCGCUUGAUCUUCGCAGUGGCGAUAUUUAUUGGAGGCAUGUUCUUGGAAAGAAUGAUCCAGUUGACCAAAUUGGCAUAGCACUUGGGAAAUAUGUUGUUACGCUGUCCUCAGAAGGGAGUGUGCUUAGGGCAUGGAACCUUCCUGAUGGGCAGAUGUCAUGGGAGACUAGUAUUGAAGUCCUAAAACCUUCCAAAUCAUUGCUUUAUGUUCCGGCAAAUGCUGGAGUGGAAAAAGAUAAUCUAAUUCUUGUUUAUGGUGGAGGAUGUCUCCAUGCCAUCUCAAGCAUAGAUGGUGAAGUUGCAUGGAAGAAAGAAUUUUCUUUAGAAGGGUUUAAUAUUCAGGGAAUUUCUCAGCCUCUUGGUGGCAGCAUAAUAUAUAUUGUGGGAUUCACCAGCAACUCCCAGGUGGUAGUUAAUAAGGUCAAUGCUAAAACUGGCGAGUUAUUGAAUCAUAACAGUGUUGCCUAUCCACGUGGUUUAAGUGGUGAAGUAUUGCAAGUUUCUAGUGACUUGCUGGUGGCACUAGAUGCUGCUAGGUCAUCUUUGGUUACUAUAAACUUCCAAGCAAGUGAUAUCAGUUUCCAUCAUAUGGCUAUUUCAAAUCUUGUUCAAGAAUCAUUUGUGACGGUUUCACUAUUGCCACUAAAUGUGAAUGGAAUGUUUGCUGCAAAAGUUGACUCGACUUUAGUACUUGCAAGAGUAAAGGACACUGGUGAACUGGAAGUAACUGAGAAAAUCAAUGAUCCUUCCUGUGUUAGUGAUGCUAUAUUGCUAACUGAAGGUCAAGAAGCUUUUGCAAUGGUGCAACAUGCUGAUAACAGGAUCCAUCUCAGUAUCAGGGUUAAUAAUGAUAUUGCAACUGAAGUUCUCAAGGAAAGUAUCAGUGUGGACCCUCAAAGGGGCCAUGCCCAAAAAAUUUUCAUAAAUAAUUAUGUCCGAACAGAUAGAUCUCAUGGAUUUAGGGCUUUGAUAGUCAUGGAAGAUCAUUCACUUUUAUUGGUGCAACAAGGUGAGAUUGUAUGGAGUAGGGAAGAUGGGCUUGCGUCUAUUGUAGAUUCUACAGUGUCUGAGCUUCCUGUUGAAAAAGUUGGUGUAUCUGUUGCAAAGGUGGAAGAGAACCUCUUGGAAUGGCUCAAGGGUCACAUGCUUAAACUUAAAGGAACUCUCAUGCUUGCGAGUGCUGAAGAUGUCGCAACCAUACAAGGGAUGAGAUUGAAAAAUUCUGAGAAAAAUAAGAUGACACGUGAUCAUAAUGGAUUCAGAAAGCUCAUCAUAGUGCUGACGAAAGCUGGAAAGGUUUUGGCAUUACACACUGGUGAUGGACGGGUCAUUUGGUCUGUCUUACUACCCUCUCUUCGUGAGUCAGAUGUAUGUGAUUCUCCUAUUGCACUGAAUAUAUAUCAGUGGCAUGUUCCUCAUCAUCAUGCGAUGGAUGAGAAUCCAUCUCUUCUUAUUGUUGGCAAAUGUGGGCAGAGCUCUGAUGCACCUGGUGUCCUAUCUGUUGUUGAUUCUUACACUGGAAAGGAGCUUAACUCCAUAAUGCUUGCUCAUUCUAUAGCUCAAGUUAUUCCAUUGCCCUUUACAGAUUCUAAUGAGCAACGGCUUCAUCUUAUAAUUGAUAGAAAUUCGGAUGGACAUUUAUAUCCUAGAACUCCUGAUUCUAUCAAUGUCUUUCUCCGCGAAAUGUCUAGUAUUUACUGGUAUUCUGUUGAUGCGGAAAAAAGCAUGAUUAGAGGGCAUGCCUUAAAAGGCAAAUGCAAUCUUGACAGUGCAGAUGAAUAUUGCUUUUCAUCCAAAGAGUUGUGGUCUAUAAUUUUCCCUUCUGAGUCUGAGAAGAUAGCUAAAAUUGCCACAAGGAAGAUGAAUGAGGUGGUUCAUACUCAAGCGAAGGUUAAUGUAGAUCAUGAUGUGAUGUACAAGUAUAUAUCAAAAAAUAUAGUAUUUGCAGCCACUGUUUCCCCUAAAGCUUCUGGGGAGAUUGGAUCAGCAACACCAGAAGAAGCUUCAUUGGUUGCAUAUCUUAUUGAUGCCGUGACAGGGCGGAUAUUGCAUCGAGUGACCCACCAAGGUGCACAAGGCCCCAUCCAUGCUGUUGUCAGUGAAAAUUGGGUUGUUUAUCACUACUUUAAUCUCAGAGCACAUAGAUAUGAGAUGUCAGUUAUUGAAAUAUAUGAUCAAUCACGAGCUGUCAACAAAGAUGUUUGGAAGCUGAUACUGGGCAAGCAUAAUUUGACAUCACCAAUCACUUCUUAUUCUAAGCCAGAAGUGGUAGUAAAAACCCAAACAUACUUUUUCACCCAUUCUGUGAAAGCUGUGGCAGUGACAGCUACAGCAAAGGGUAUAACAUCCAAGCAAGUUCUCAUCGGGACCAUAGGUGAUCAGGUUCUUGCCCUUGAUAAGCGCUUCCUUGAUCCUCGUCGCACUCUCAACCCCUCACAGGCAGAGAAGGAAGAAGGAAUUAUACCACUAACUGAUGCUCUUCCUAUAAUCCCGCAGUCUUAUAUCACGCACUCCCAUCAAGUGGAAGGCCUCCGAGACAUAGUAACAAUUCCCGCAAAGCUUGAAUCCACAACCCUUGUCUUCUCUUAUGGUGUAGACCUUUUCUUCACCAGAAUUGCUCCAUCACGAACAUAUGACUCACUGACAGAAGAUUUCAGCUACGCCCUUCUUCUCAUCACCAUUAUCGCACUGGUUGCUGCUAUUAUUGUUACAUGGAUCUUGUCCGAGAAAAAGGAAUUGCGAGAGAAAUGGAGGUAAUCUUUCUCUUUGGAUUUUUGUGUAUCAUUAGCGCUGGGAACAAUUGUUUUGGUAGAACUUCUGAUCUGUAGAUUAGCUUUCAUAGAUUUCUCAAAAGAAUUUUAGAGCUUAUUUUUUUUCGUAUUUUUGUCGAUAUGGAUGUUGUAAUUCAUCCACAACAUACAAACAACAAAUCCUCUUAAGUUCGAUAAUGACCCGAAAAAAAAACAAUUGUGGAACCAUGCUUUUAAUUUGGAUGUGAUGCUACUAGAAUUGAAAAGCUUCAACAUACGUUAUAUCCUUGUCGAUGUUUUCAUCUUGUGGAUAUAAUGAAGUUCCAGGGUGUUGAAA
Messenger RNA from Dioscorea cayenensis subsp. rotundata (Guinea yam), 3385 nucleotides. RefSeq names its product ER membrane protein complex subunit 1. The transcript is spliced from 12 exons. NCBI's taxonomy places the organism in Eukaryota, Viridiplantae, Streptophyta, Magnoliopsida, Dioscoreales, Dioscoreaceae. The record is from RefSeq and is a predicted model, not a curated record. Gene Ontology annotation, biological process: protein folding in endoplasmic reticulum. Bases 104 to 3055 code for a protein of 983 amino acids. Gene Ontology annotation, molecular function: protein binding. Gene Ontology annotation, cellular component: EMC complex.